GUACAUGGUGUACAUGGACGAGCACGGGGACCCGGAAGGAAACUACACGCUGAUCGCCAGAAAGCCCUAUCCGGGAAUUCCCUCGCAGUUCGGCAUAUUCCCAGUGGGAAUAUUCGCCCUCGGACAGGACGUCGGAUCCUGGCCGGAGCUGAGAUUGAACCUUGACGUAGACUGGGGACCAGAGGCGGGGCCUCCCUUGGCUGUUCCCCCGUGUGGAUUUAGGGGAGAAAUUUGCAUAUCUCAUACGAUGGAAAUCGUAGGCUGCAUAGUUGGAGUGUUGGCAUUCCUGUUGGCGCUGGUCACCCUGAUUCUGUACAGGAACUGGCGAUACGAACAGGAAUUGGACAGCCUGCUCUGGAAGGUUGACUAUAAGGACAUACAGCUCAAUGAUCCUGAACACAAUUCCUCCACGUCUCUUGGAACAAAAAUUACAAGGGCUAUCCACCCCCUGAUAAGAACUAGUCAAGUGUCACUCAGCUCCAACCCAGAUGCUGACUUCAGAUACUCUAGCAUCUACACACCUGUGGGGGUGUACAGGGGGAGAGUCUUUGCAAUCAAAAAAGUCCAUAAGAAAUCCAUUGACAUCACAAGAAGCAUGAAAAAGGAGUUGAAAAUUUUGAGGGACCUGAGGCAUGAUAAUCUAAACGCUUUCAUUGGAGCAUGUACAGACCCGCCCCACAUCUGUAUAGUAACUGAAUAUUGCACUAGGGGAAGCCUGAAGGAUAUUCUUGAGAAUGAAGACGUGAAGCUAGAUAACAUGUUUAUAGCUUCUCUUGUGGCUGAUAUAAUACGCGGCCUGGUCUACUUGCACGAUUCGGCACUACACCAGCACGGCAACCUGAAGUCGUCCAACUGCUUGGUGGACUCGCGCUGGGUCGUCAAGUUGGCCGACUUUGGUCUGGGCGAGUUCAAGGCUGGCGCAGAGGACCAUCACCACUAUCUGCAGCACACCUUUUCGUUGCCCCAUGAUGACGCAGUCCCUUGCAAAUGCGAAGGUUUAUUGUACAGAGCACCUGAGCUGCUGAGGCUAUCGACGGCCACGCCUGGAAUCGGCUCUCAGAAAGGAGAUGUCUACUCGUUUGGGAUCAUCCUUUUUGAACUGAAUGGCCGGAGAGGUCCCUUUGGUGACAACACAGGUCUCACCACUCCCGACAUCAUCCGCAAGGUUAUACAACUCGAGCCAGGGUGUCCUCCUUUCAGACCACCCCUUGAGAUUCUAGAGAACAGUUUCGACUUUGUGAGGGACUGUUUGAAGGAAUGCUGGCAAGAGAAUCCAGAUGAUAGACCUGACAUCAAGGCAAUCAGAACUAAAUUGAGGCCGCUUAGGAAAGGCAUGAAACCCAAUAUUUUUGACAAUAUGAUUGCGAUGAUGGAAAAAUACGCAAAUAACUUGGAGGCAUUAGUGGAUGAGAGGACCGAUCAGUUGGUUGAGGAAAAGAAAAAGACAGAGGCACUCCUGUACGAGAUGCUGCCAAGGUAUGUGGCAGAACAACUGAAAAGAGGCAACAAAGUUGAGGCUGAGAGUUUUUCCUCUGUCAAUCAUUUUAGCUUUUCGCUUGUCGGAUUUUCCAUGUUUGUCGGUCAUUCCACUCCUUUCCAGGUUGUGGAUUUUCUCAACGAUCUGUACACUUGUUUCGACUCAACUAUUGAGAACUAUGAUGUGUAUAAAGUGGAGACUAUUGGAGAUGCUUACAUGGUGGUAAGCGGGCUUCCUGUGCGUAACGGAGACAACCACGCGGCAGAGAUCGCUUCCAUGUCGCUUCACCUACUCGAAGCCGUCAAGAGGUUCCAGAUCAGACAUCGGCCUUCUGACAAUCUCAUGCUACGCAUCGGAAUACAUUCUGGACCAGUAUGUGCCGGAGUGGUUGGUCUAAAAAUGCCUCGCUACUGUCUAUUUGGAGAUACCGUCAACACUGCUAGUCGUAUGGAAUCAACUGGAGCUGCCCUUCGAAUCCACUGCAGUUCCCAGUGCAAGGCCCUUCUAGACCGCUUGCAGGGCUACAGGUUCGCCGAACGAGGUCUGGUGGGCAUGAAGGGAAAGGGAGAGGUGCUUACCUAUUGGCUGCUAGGCGAAGAACCAGAAUGGCGACAAGCUCGCAGCGACGAACGACGCCGACGCCGCUCGGAGGCCAACGCAAGGCAUUGUGCAUCGCAACACUGUGUGUCACGACACUGUGCCUCGCAACACUGUGCCUCGGCACACUUUGCCUCGCAGCACCGGAAGUCGAUUCGCAACAAGACGGAACUGAACGGAUGUCCGCCUGGCGUGCCUCGCAGUUCGCUCAAGAAUCGUAACUCAAGCAGUUUUGGGUCACCUUACAGUAUCAGGUGCAAUUUGUCCAGAUGCGCCAGUCUGGAAUCGCCGAAGAAACUGCGAUUCGCCAGCAACCAGAUGCUGGAGUUCAGCAGUCCCUACCAGAAAUGCAGUCGAGACCCCCUCCUCGAAGUCAUCACCGACAGCAGUCCCGGUAAACGCCGGCCUUCCGGCACACUGACGGCGCCCGGUGUGGACGCAGCCGAGCUGGUCUGCGACAGUCACCUCAGUGCAUCCUGUCCCUGCAUCGAGAACAUACCGCCGCCUUCACCCCCGAAACUGCUGAAUCUGCAGAAUAUCGAUCUGGAUAAAAUGGCGGCAAGCAACAGUGAACCUGUCUUGUUUACAGUUUCGCCCGUCAUUUCAAACUCCAACAGCCUCAUGCUGGAUCCUUUGUUGCCUGCUAAAGACUCCUAUGAACAUUCCAGCGAGGAACUCAGUGAGGGUGUUUCAUUACUGCAUAAAAUGGGUGAAAUCAGAACUAUGCAAUAGCAGUGGUUGAUAGGGGUUGACAGGUUUAAUUGACCAAUAAUAUUGUUGUAAUAAUAAUAAUAUCGAGUGACCUGGCUGGCUCAGGUGUGGUGUCAGAGUUUUCAGGUCGCAACUGAUCAAUUUCAGGGCCUCUGACAUGACCUAACGACUGCUUUUUAGGCAGCCGGGACCGGCUGCUUAACGUGUCCAUCCGAAACACGGGAAUAUUGUUGUGAUCAAUUGUCAUGGAUGAUUUUCUACACUGAGAUGCAGUAUGAGACAUGAAAUCAUGGUUGAAGAUGAUCUGUUUUGGAGUUUCUAUAUAAAAUCAGUGAACUCAUAAUUAGUGGUUGAUUGGGGGUGACAGGUUUAAUUGACCAAUAUUGGUGAUGAUUGAUAAAUUUGAUUAUUGUGAUCAAUUGUCAAGGAUGAUUUUUUACACUGAGAUGCAGUAUGAGACAAGAAAUUAUGGUUGAGAAUGAUUUGUUUUCGAGAGGCUUUUGGAGUUUCUAUAUAAAAUCAGUGAACUCAUAAUAUGUAAUAGAGGUUGAUUGGAGUGACAGGUACAAUUGAUAAA
Nilaparvata lugens (brown planthopper) is the source of this 3362-nucleotide messenger RNA. Its product is annotated as guanylate cyclase 32E-like. Gene Ontology annotation, molecular function: protein kinase activity; guanylate cyclase activity; peptide receptor activity. Gene Ontology annotation, biological process: receptor guanylyl cyclase signaling pathway; protein phosphorylation; cGMP biosynthetic process. Lineage: Eukaryota; Metazoa; Arthropoda; Insecta; Hemiptera; Delphacidae. The record is from RefSeq and is a predicted model, not a curated record.